Molecule: messenger RNA, 4119 nt
Organism: Lethenteron reissneri (Far Eastern brook lamprey)
Lineage: Eukaryota; Metazoa; Chordata; Hyperoartia; Petromyzontiformes; Petromyzontidae
Gene: STYXL2
Product: serine/threonine/tyrosine interacting like 2
Biological process (GO): protein dephosphorylation; negative regulation of MAPK cascade
Cellular component (GO): cytoplasm
Molecular function (GO): MAP kinase phosphatase activity; protein tyrosine/serine/threonine phosphatase activity
Source: RefSeq, a predicted model, not a curated record
AUGGGCACCCUGGACACCUUGAACAUCCUUGCUGCACCCCAAUGCUCCAUCUCAAGGGAUUACACAGACCUGGGCGAGCGCAAGGUGCGGCUCACGGAGUCGGGAGGCCCCGGGCGCAGCGAGUGCGCGGAGCAGCUGCUGGUGGAGGACCUGUACCGACGCGUGCAGGACAAGAGUGACAAGUCGGGCCGCUACGGCACGCCCAGCGUCAUGGAGAUCCAGCGGGUGCUGUCCGGGGGCCGCAUGGAGACGCCCAAGAACGCGGCCGACCUCGUGUGGGAUGGCAUCUACAUCGGGGAUGUGAGCGUGGCCAUGAACCGCGCGCGGCUCAAGCGCAUGGCGGUGACGCACGUGGUGAACGCGGCGCACGGCACCGGCGUGUUCACGGGCCACGAGUUCUACCGCGGCAUGGAGCUCGCCUACCUGGCCGUGCCCGCCGACGACUUCCCCGAUUUCGACAUCAGCGGCCACUUCUACCCGGCGGCCGCCUUCAUCGAUGAGGCCCUGCUCACCCACAAGGGGACGGUGCUGGUGACCUGUGUGAUGGGAUACAGCCGAGCGGCGGCGCUCGUGGCCGCGUACCUCAUGAUUUACCAUCACCUGCCCCUGCUGGAGGCUCUCACCAGGAUCCGGCUCAAGCGACCGGUCUCUCCAAACGAGGGCUUCCUAAGGCAGCUGCGGGAGCUGAACGAGAAGCUGCUGAGCGAGCGCGACGUCGAGCCGGCCCCGACGGCGCGCGAAGGUCGCCGCCGCAACGACAACGCCACCACCAGGAACGGGGAUGGGGGCAGCAGCAGCAGCCGUAGCAGCAGCGGCGGCAGCAGCGGCGGCAGCAGCGUGGUGAAUGUGCGCGAGCGGGCGACACGCCGCCUGCUGGAGGAGAAAGUGGACGUGCGGCGGCAGUGGACAUCCCGCGAGGACGACGCGAGCAGCGUGGCGAGCAGCGUGGCGAGCUGCACAGAGGAGCGGCGGCGCUCCUGGGCGGGGUCGCUACACGCCCGCAUGGAGGUGUGCGACACCGACAGCGAUGGCGCAAGUACCGUUCUCCUGCGCUCCUCCUCGCUGCUCAGCGGCAGCAGCAGCAGGCGGAGGAGGCUAUGGUCCGAGUCAACGCGGGACGACGAGCCGGAGCCAGCCGGUAGCGUCGUGAGCCGUGCCAGCAGCCGGUUCUCCGGCUCCCGGGCGUUCGAGAGCGAGCAUAUCGAGGUGUCCGGCCAAGUGCGGAAAUCUCCUCUCACUGCGCCGUCCGAUGGAGACGGCCAUGCCAGUGGCCGGGAGAGUGAGCACGCGGGAGACGACGGCACCGACGGCCGACGCCCGCGGCCUGCGGACUCGGACGACGAGGUGGACCAGAUUAUUCAGGAGUGGAGGCGCCGCAACGAGACGCUGGGCCAGGGGGAGAGUCGCUCCCGGGCCGGGCUGUCCGGAGAGGAUGAGGAGAGCAGACGGGGAGGCGGGGAGCGGGGCGGGCGGACACCGGCUCGUAGCGCGGGCAGGAGAGACUCCCUUGUGUCGGAGGGCAGCGGCGGCAGUAGCUGGACGGGGGCGAGCACGGAUGUGUCGCUGGACCUGAUGGAGGGCGGUGUGCCCAGAUGGCGCGCGGACGACGACGAAGACACCGAGUCCAACUUCAGCUUCUAUGGCGGCCGCGAGGAGGUGUUGGGCGGCCUCACACCCGUGCAGCGCUGGCGCCUCAAGAAGCGCGAGCUGGACGACCGGAACCGGGCCUUUGACAAGGCCUUCCCGCCCCGGCAAGUACCCCGGCGCGCAGGCAGGGACGGUGCCGACGCGGAGCAGCCGCCGGCGCCGCCAGACCCGCCGCCGCCGGACCCGGGCCUGCCGGACCUCGCGGCCUACCAGCGCUGGAAGCUGGGCCGCCAGCGGAAGCUGCGCACGGACAUGUCGGACGACAUCGUUGCGCUCACGUGCGAGCCUCCCGCGGCGGCGGCUAAGGUGCUCAAAAAGCCCGGCGCUGCCGAGCGGCUGCAGGAGGCGCUGGAGCGCAGCCGCGGGAUCCUCGCUGGCAUAGAGAGAGAAGAUGCAGACAAGGAGGAGGCCGCGCGGCUGCCGCCACAGCAACAGCAGCAGCAGCCGCAGCAGCAGCCACAGCAGUACCCGGCGUACGCGGACAACGAUGAUACAUCAUCGGUGUUUAGCACGCAGAGUUCUGUCCGCAGCGCAGCGACCGCGACGAGCCGGUGCUCGUACCUGAGCCGUGACAGCUAUGGCAGCGGAGGUCACACCGGGAGCGAGACAGCGUCCCUCGGUGGACAACAGGCGUGGAGCUCGCGGUCGGAGAGCAACGCCUCCCGGUUCCCGUGUGGAGGAGGAGGAGGUGGCACAAGCAAGCCGCUGUUCACCCUCUUCCAGGACGAGGUGGACCUGGGCCGCCUGGAGCGCAGUGAGCGGCGCAUGCGGAGCGAGGUGCUGGGCAUGAUGAGCGGCUACGCCGAGGAGCGCAUCGCCGCCUGCAACAAGCGCAGCACCAUCUUCAAGAAGAAGCAUGGCACCGGCAGGAAGGAAGAGGGGUCGGGGGAUGAUGCGCGCCAGCGGGAGGGGGGCGAAGAGGAGGAGGGAGGAGAGGGCGACGGAGAGACGACAGCUAGCCUCCUCGAGUCAGUGCAGAGGCUGACGCGCAGGGCCCAGCGGCUCAAGAAGUCGUUCAGGCAAACGGGCGAGGCGGGCGGGGAGGGGAGCGAGGAGUGCAGCGAGGCGCUCCCUGGGAGUUGGCGGGGACGGCCUAGGAUGGGUGGCGGCGACGGCGUCGUGAGGGAGGAGCGCGAGCUGACGAGCGUCGUCUCCCAGGUGGAGGCCGAGGAGGUGGAGGUGUCCAGAUCCCGGCGCCCGCACGGCGGUGGCGGCAGUGCCGUUGACGCAGAGGAGGAGGCGGCGGAGGCGGCGUCCCCGAACGGAGCAGAGUUUGACGAGGCGGACGAGGAGGUGAUCCGCGUGUGGAGGCGGCGCCGCGAUGCCAUGCGCCGGGAGGCAACGUCGCGAAGCAUCUUCCACAGCUCGCGGCCUGCGCCAUGAUGGCCGCUACAUGACGGCCACGACGUGACGGCCGCGGAGGCGACGAGAAGGCACGAUGAGACGAUAUGACAUGACGAUACGACGCGAGAUGAGACGGGUAUGAGAUGAUUGUCAUCUUGUCGUGCUAUCACGUGAUGGCACGACGAGACGACACGAGAUGACACGAGAUGAUAUGACGAGAAGGCACAAGCAAGCUGUGGCACUCCCACGGCUCGCAACCCCCUCCUGCGUGCGGCAAGGGCCUGGCGGGGUUCAUCCUGGUGGUGGCGGUGGCAGCGGCGGCACCGUGCGGGGAGCGUCACCCACUAGGGAUAUGAGUACUCGAGUGAGCUCCACUUCUGCGGCGCUCAUCCUUCACUCGUCACCGUAACGCGCGUUUCACGUGUACGCGCACACGUGAAACGCCAGCCCGCUAAGUGACACACGUGCGUGUGAUACAAGUGAUGCACACUUGACUUCUACGUGACACACGUGACACAGACGUGACAUCCACGUGACACGCGUGACACAGACGUGACCUCCGCGUGACACAGACGUGACCUCCGCGUGACACAGACGUGACCUCCACGUGACAAAAGUGACACAGACGUGACAUCCACGUGGCAAGCGUGACUUCCAUGUGAUCUCCACAUGACCUCCCUGUGAUGCAUGUGAUCUCUGAUAGACAUGUGACACGUGGCCUCCACAUGACACACACAUCACCUACACAUCGACAUAACGCACACACACGUGACCUUCAUGAGGGCGCUAUAAUUGAUUCAGCAGUUUCUCUCCCGUCGCGUGGAUGGGUUUAGCAAUCAUCGGGCAAGUGCAGCAUGUAAUGCCGUUUUUCUCAUUUAAACCGAGAGGCUUUUAGGUCCACGUGGACCCAAGCGGCGUGGGGGUGAAGGAUAGGGGGGGGCAGGGACCGGAGUUUUGGAGGCUCCAGCCUCAUGCGUGUGUUUUUAUUAUUAUUGUAAGGAUGUUAGACAUCCUUAGAUAGCGUCUUCGUAGGACAUAGGGGUGCCAUGGAUAUGAUGAACACCAUAACCAUCACGUGGGGUGGGGGGUGGGGCGCUACUCUAUAAAGAUAGCUAUGAUGAUGUGGCU